AAUGAAACCCGCUCAGUGGCACAAAAGCAUUCUCAGCCUUCAGGUUUCAACAGAUCCUUUGUAGCAACAACUCCCUGCCUCCCCGCCUCUCCUUUCUUAACUCUCCCACAGCUGGAAAAAGAGAGCGAGGACCUGGUAUUUACCUUCUGCCCCGUCAGCAGUUCCCUCACCUCUAAGCAGCCCUUUAUUUGCCAUUUCCACCCUCACUUGCGGGCACCUCAUGGCAACGUCAGACCUCAGAACAGCCUCCUCCGGGUGGCUUCUCCGCACCAGACAGCGAAGACGUCUGGAGCCAACUCAGUGCAGCCUGUGUUAACUGGUUCUCAACUGCACAGAAUAGCUCCCCAUCUGACCACGCACCACAAUUAACCACUGGGAUCUUCCAGGAGGACAGAAGCUGAGUGACAUCAUGGCCUCGGCAGGUCUCCAGCUCCUUGCUUUCAUUCUGGCCUUAUCUGGGGUGUCUGGAGUCCUCACUGCUACUCUGCUGCCCAACUGGAAGGUGAAUGCAGAGACAGGCGCCAGCAUUCUAACCGCUAUUGUGCAGGAGCACGGGCUAUGGAUGGACUGCACGUGGUACAGCACUGGGAUGUUCAGCUGUACUGUGAAAUACUCCAUCCUGUCCCUGCCCAUCCACGUGCAGACGGCCAGGGCCACCAUGGUGCUGGCCUGCCUUCUGUCUGCUCUGGGGGUCUGCACCUCUGUAGUAGGAAUGAAAUGCACUCGCUUAGGAGGGGACACACACACCAAGAGUCAAAUCUCCUUUGCUGGAGGCAUCUGCUUCAUGACUGCAGGAGUCUCUGGCUUGAUCCCAACAGUGUGGUACACCAAGGAGGUCAUAGCGAACUUUCUAGAUCUGACCGUUCCAAAGAGCAGCAAGUACGAGCCUGGAGGAGCCAUCUACAUCGGGUUCAUUUCGGCGAUGCUACUGCUUAUCUCCGGUAUCAUUUUCUGUACUUCUUAUAUAAAAAAGAACCCCAAACCACGGAUCUACCCUCCCUGGCAGCCAGAGAGCCACCUGAAGGAUUACGUGUAAAGAGCUGUGCCAUGAACACUCAAUGAGGUUUCUGGGAGCCUGCUUAAACUUCUUUAGAAUAAAGAAAACAAAACAAAACACAACCAUGCCUAACUUCCUUUAAAAGAACACAAAAUUUAAAAAAAUUGUGAUGUACUUUAAAAUGACAACAAACUACCAUAUACAAUUGUAUCUGUCUUGAAUUUCUUUAUUUGCCUAUUAUUAUACUCAUGUUUUAUUUAAGAGUAUAUAAUUGAAAGAGGCCUGACUAUAUUAAUAAGGCAAUGGGUGACAGCAUGAAUUUACUUUUAGAGAUAUAUGUUAGAUUAGCUUUUCGUAAUUAUGAUGUAUAAAAAGUACCUUCCGUUGGUGUUGAUCAGGAA
Mesocricetus auratus (golden hamster) is the source of this 1398-nucleotide messenger RNA. RefSeq names its product claudin 20 (gene Cldn20). Bases 410 to 1036 code for a protein of 208 amino acids. The record is from RefSeq and is a predicted model, not a curated record. Gene Ontology annotation, cellular component: plasma membrane; bicellular tight junction. Gene Ontology annotation, molecular function: structural molecule activity. The transcript has 2 exons. Lineage: Eukaryota; Metazoa; Chordata; Mammalia; Rodentia; Cricetidae. Gene Ontology annotation, biological process: bicellular tight junction assembly; cell adhesion.